Messenger RNA from Brassica rapa (field mustard), 1990 nucleotides. RefSeq lists its product as uncharacterized. The record is from RefSeq and is a predicted model, not a curated record. Gene Ontology annotation, biological process: regulation of asymmetric cell division. NCBI's taxonomy places the organism in Eukaryota, Viridiplantae, Streptophyta, Magnoliopsida, Brassicales, Brassicaceae.
UUUUAUUUGUUUUCAUUAUAAACCCCCAAAGUUCAGUUUUUUUUAUAAACUGAAUCCCUCAAAAUGAAAAGUCAAAUCCACUAGAGAUAAAUACUCUCUCGUGCAGUUUCACAGAUCCGAUUUCUCCAAAGCUUUUAUUUGUUUCUCCCUUUUGAACCGCCUGCUUAUUUUCCUGGAAAAUACAUCAAAAAAUCCUAUCUUUUUCACUUUCUCCGAGAAAAUAAAGUUUUAAUCUUUCCAGUUUUAGUUCAAACACACUAGAACAGAGAGUUAACAGAGCUAAAGGGUGUUUCGAACGCUAACUGCUGAUGAUCUCAUGUUUAUGAAGAGAAGUUUCCAUUUUUUCCCAGGAAAGUGAAGAGAUUUUGAGAGUAUUGUUUAGGUUGAAGUUAAUGGCUGAAGAAGGUUGAGUCUCUCUGUAUCUACUGAUCAAAUUGUUUUUUUUGGACUGGUGCUUGAAGAUAUAGCUCUGGUGUAUUGACUUCUCUGUCUGCAAGAUUAACAAACCAUGAGAGCAGAUAAUGAUCAUGUGGUUGGAAACUCGGUAGAGAGCUGCAAAGAUGAGUCUAAGCCUCAUCAAUGUCCUGAAGAGAAGUGGGAAGAUGCAGAGCUAAAGAUCCAAGAAAAUGGGAAGAACGGUAGCAAUGUGCCUCCUGAGUUAUUCUAUGAUACAAGAACCGGCGACGAAUGGGAUAAAGAGAAUGAUGGAAAAGAUUCUAAUGAGGAUGGAAAGAAUAAUAUAGAUGCUAAAAGUGGUUCUCCUGAGACAGUUGAUCCGGUGUUUUUUAUGGACAAGAACGUUACGGCCUGUGACUUGCCUGAGAUUGUGGUUUGUUACAACGAGAACACUUACUACCAUGUGGUGAAGGACAUAUGUGUUGAUGAGGGCGUGCCGGUCCAGGAGAAGUUCUUAUUCGGCGAGAAAGGUUCAGUGAAAUGUAGCUCUGACUCAAACCAGUGUGAGUCAGAGGAUUUGAUGAAAGCAGACAAAGGAAUAGAAACAACUAAGUCCUUAGAAGAAGACAGAAACGGUAAGGUUGAUGAUGACGCUGAGCUUUGUAAUGAUCCUAAGACAAACCAAGAUGUUGAAGAAUCUCCAAGAGAAGACUUUGCUGAUGCUGAAGGUUCUUCUAGCAGUUGCAAUCAAGAUCAUUUGAUUGUGACAAGAGAAGCCAAGGACUCGCUCACAUCUGAAAUUGAAGUGGCUACAUUGGAGAAUGGUCUGAAGGAAUCUAAAACUUUGGGAGACAUUCUAUCAUGGGAAGAUGAACCAAAACCUCUUGAAGAACAAUCUCAACCUCAGCUUCAGGAGAAGGGAAGAGAUGAGCCUAAAGAAGCAGAGGAGAAGCUUUCUUCUGUUCCUACAACAACCUCUCAAGAGCCAAACAAGCCUUUCAACGACAAUCAGCAACCAAGCUUGGUAGUGGGAGAUACUUUAGAAGACAACAAACUUAUCUCCAGUGGAUUUGGAGAGACGAGUUUCUCAGCAGCAGAAGCAGUUUCAAUCUCAGGUCAUAUAACGUACACAGGACCUAUUGCAUUCUCUGGAAGCCUCUCUGUUCGUUCUGAUGCAAGCACAACCAGUGGAAGAUCCUUUGCUUUCCCAGUAUUACAGUCAGAAUGGAACAGUAGUCCUGUAAGAAUGGCCAAACCGGAGAAGAGGAGACACAAAGGAUGGAGACAGAUUCUUCUUUGCUGUAGAUCCUCUUGAUCAACUAGUUCAAAAGCUUCUCACUUUGAAGCACAGAGGAGGAAGGAGAUAUGAGAUUUUACAGUAUUUUUUUCUUUAAAAGGGAUGUUUUAUAUUUUAAAUGCUGAAGUAAAUAUUUUUUCUCUUUUUUUUUUGGGUGGUUUAUAGUUAUGACAUGAUGUGUGUAAUUGGCAUUUUGGUAGUAGUAUUAACAGCUAGGGGCUUUUGAGAUGGUUAAAGAUGCAACAUGGUCGGUGUUAUGUAACCGAUGAGUUUAUUACUAUUAUAACUUCAUUUUCA